Rhizophagus irregularis DAOM 181602=DAOM 197198 is the source of this 1073-nucleotide messenger RNA. RefSeq lists its product as uncharacterized. Gene Ontology annotation, cellular component: mitochondrial inner membrane. Gene Ontology annotation, molecular function: monoatomic ion transmembrane transporter activity. Gene Ontology annotation, biological process: monoatomic ion transport; mitochondrial transmembrane transport. Lineage: Eukaryota; Fungi; Glomeromycota; Glomeromycetes; Glomerales; Glomeraceae. The record is from RefSeq and is a predicted model, not a curated record.
CCAAAAUAAUGUCAAAUGGUACGGAGAAAAACUCAAAAAUUGAUCUAUCAAAACCUCGAUAUGAUCAAUUUACGUAUUGGGGUCGUGUAAAACAUUUUAUUGAUAUUACUGAUCCAAGAACAUUGUUUGUAUCAAGUAAAGGUCUUGAAGAAGCAAAAAAAUUAAUUAAUGAUUAUAAUUCUGAUAAAAUUCAAAAUGUGGAUCCAGAAAAAUUAUGGCAUGCAAAAAAAAUUGUCGAUUCAACAAUUCAUCCGGAUACAGGAGAACCAGUAUUUCUUCCUUUCAGAAUGUCAUCAUUCGUACCAACCAAUCUUGUUGUUGUAGCUGGUAUGCUAAUGCCUAAUCCUAGUAUAGGUAGUAUUAUAUUUUGGCAAUGGACAAAUCAAAGUAUCAAUGUAGCUAUAAAUUAUUCAAAUGCUAAUAAGACAAUUGAAAUGAGUUUAAAAGAGACUGCAAUUGCAUAUAUUUCAGCCGUGACAACUUCAUGUGGAUUAGCGGUUGGUCUUACACAGGCUGUACCACGUCUUAAAUUCUUAAAACCAUCUGUACGUGGUGUAUUAACAAGAUUAAUUCCAUUUGUAGCUGUUGCUAGUGCUGGUACUGUUAAUGUUUAUUUAAUGAGAAUGAAAGAAAUUAGAAAUGGAAUUGAUGUUUAUAAUGAUGAAGGAAUUAGUUUGGGAAAAUCGAAGAAAGCUGGUGCAUCAGCUGUUGGUCAAGUCGCAAUUUCACGUGUUUUAACUCUUGCUCCUGUAUUAACGAUUCCACCAUUUGUACUUUCUCAACUUGAAAAAACAAAUUUAUUAAAAAAGAAUCCGAGACUUUCAAUUCCAUUUAAUUUUGGGAUUAUAACAAUAACAUUGAUGUCUGCUUUACCAUUGGCUAUUGCCGCUUUUCCACAAAAAGCCGUGAUAGAUCCAAUGAAAUUAGAACAACAAUUUUGGGAUUUAAAAGAUAAAAAUGGUGAAAUUAUUAGAAAAGUAUAUUAUAAUAAGGGAUUAUAACAGGAGUUCCUAUGUCUAGUAAGGAUAAGGAUAAAAGUGAUUAUGGAAAAAAAAAUACAAGCAAAAUCGGAG